UUCACCUUUUCGCUUUUAGACCAUUUUACGGCACCGACCUUGGUUUCCUCUCGCAAAAUCGUCGACCGUCUGCGUCAAACCUACAAGUUAGCCGUGGUGUAUAUUGGGCCAGGUCAAGAAGACAAGCGUUCGAUACUAUCUAACUCCCGUGGUUCUAUUGAAUUUGAACGAUUUGUUUCCUCCCUUGGUUGGGCAGUAAAACUUGCUACUCAUCAUGGUUUCAAAGGCGGCUUGCAAUAUCCGGAAGAUGGAGAUAUUGCCACAUACUUUGCUAAUCCUUCCGUUGAAGCCAUCUUCCAUGUAGCUACACAGAUGCCUUCCUUCAAGCACCUUGGCAACGAUGAAGUGAUGAUAAUCUGGACUGAACAUUGGCGUGCCUUCCGAAGAAGUAUCCUACGAACAGAAUUCGGUGACGUUCUAAUCAUUAUUUCACCCCUUUCUAAUGGUUUAUUCCGCGUGGAGAUUCGAAAAGAACCGGAGAUUCCAUUCUUUGGUCCUCUUAUCGAUGGAAUGCUAGUCUCUGAAGAACACUUACCAUUUCUUGUUCGAGCGACAGCCAUCCAAGCUAGCAACGCCAAGAUAUUACAGACCGUCAGUCUCGCCUUAUACGGCCUUCAGGCUUUUCAACUGCCCUUCCCAAUGAUACAGAGCCUGUGCGAUCUCCAAAUGCUCCUCUAA
Rodentolepis nana is the source of this 678-nucleotide messenger RNA. The record is from the annotation of a GenBank genome assembly. Lineage: Eukaryota; Metazoa; Platyhelminthes; Cestoda; Cyclophyllidea; Hymenolepididae.